ACUGCAUCGACCAUCACAUCUCAUUCACUCUUUACUUACUACAAUCUUUCAACUUUAAGUUAAUACCUUAAUCCUUCAACAUGAAGCUGAACUUCCUCCUCGCUGCUGCUCUGGCCACCUGCGCCAUGGCUGCUUCCAGCACCACUGAGACCAGCACCAAGACUGAGCAUCACUCGACCACCACCAAGACCGACACUGCCAAGGCCAGCCAGACCUCUGCUCACUCCACCUCCAAGUCCAAGGGCGCUGCUGCUCCUACCAUGGGUGCUGAUAUCCUCGGAAUGGCUGGCAUUGCUGGUAUUGCCGUUGCCAUGGCUAUCUAAACGCACAUUCCCUACUGUACACUUCGACGGUUCAUAGUCUCUUGUUGGGUUUGGAUCACUGUAUUUGCAUUCCUAGAUUAGCAUCGAUUCAAGCGAGCCUUACCUUCUCGUCUCUUCAUGAGUUGAGAUUGGUACUUAAUUGACAUAUAUCACCCA
Molecule: messenger RNA, 479 nt
Organism: Fusarium redolens
Lineage: Eukaryota; Fungi; Ascomycota; Sordariomycetes; Hypocreales; Nectriaceae
Exons: 2
Coding region: 81-323 (80 amino acids)
Source: RefSeq, a predicted model, not a curated record